AAAGAGCAUUUACUGCGAUGGAGUAAAACGAUCAGGCGGCGGGCGAGUCAAUGCUCGUUGCAAUCUUCGCUCGCAACAUGCAUUUCGCGCUCCCUCUCAAUCGAUCGGUGCGUUGUUCCCUCCCGGGCGUUCAAAACCCUAACCCCAACAAAUCCCAUCCCUCCGUCUCACCCAACCACGGAAAUCGGUUCGAUCGAUUCUCUUCUCGCUCUGUUUCGCAAAUCGCAUACUCACAUGGUGCACCUCGAAUUUGGCCUCGCGUACUCAUUCGAGCUGGGGCUUCUCGGAGAGAUGCGCAGUCUCUCUCUGGCGGCUCCUUUGGAGAUGACGAAGAAGCUGUGCGACAGCCGAGUUUUGUGGAGUUCAUCACAUCGGAGAGGGUUAAGGUGGUGGCGAUGCUUGCUUUGGCCUUGGCGCUAUGCAAUGCGGACCGAGUCGUGAUGUCGGUGGCCAUUGUUCCUCUUUCCCUUGCUAACGGCUGGCGCCAGUCCUUCGCCGGCGUUGUUCAGUCAUCUUUUCUUUGGGGAUACCUGAUAUCACCAGUAGCUGGGGGUACACUUGUGGACUAUUAUGGUGGUAAGGUCGUCAUGGCGUGGGGUGUGGCUUUAUGGUCACUAGCCACAUUUCUUACUCCUUGGGCUGCAGAAACUUCUUUAUGGGCAUUACUUGCCAUGCGAGCCUUGCUUGGCAUUGCGGAAGGGGUGGCCCUUCCAUGUAUGAACAAUAUGAUAGCAAGGUGGUUUCCUCAUACAGAACGAUCGAGGGCGGUUGGUCUUGCAAUGGCUGGAUUUCAGCUUGGAAGUGCUAUUGGACUUUCACUUACUCCAAUCCUUAUGUCAAAGGGUGGUUUAUUUGGACCAUUUGUGAUAUUUGGGUUAUCUGGAUUUCUAUGGGUUUUGGUGUGGCUAUCAGCAACAUCAAGUUCUCCUGAUCGAAGUCCUCAAAUAUCAAAAUCUGAGUUGAAGUACAUAUUGAGCAUGAGACCAAAUAAUAUUGUGAUUGGGGAUAAACCGAAGACAGAAAAAGUGAUUCCUCCUUUUAAGCGCUUGCUUUCUAAGAUGCCAACAUGGUCCCUAAUUGUUGCAAAUGCCAUGCAUAGCUGGGGAUUCUUUGUUAUCCUUUCAUGGAUGCCUAUUUACUUUAAAACGAUGUAUCUUGUUGACCUUAGACAAGCAGCAUGGUUUAGUGCUGUUCCAUGGAGUAUGAUGGCAGUAGUAGGUUACUUUGCUGGUGUUUUGUCAGACACAUUGGUACAAAGUGGCACGACUCUAACUCUAACUCGCAAAAUCAUGCAGUCAAUUGGUUUUGUUGGCCCCGGGAUUGCUCUCAUUGGUUUAACUAUGGCAAAAAAUCCAACAUUGGCAUCUGCUUGGCUAACUUUGGCUGUUGGGCUAAAAUCAUUCAGUCAUUGUGGCUUCCUUGUGAAUCUUCAGGAGAUCGCACCACAAUAUUCUGGUGUCCUACACGGUAUCUCAAAUACUGCUGGGACAUUUGCUGCUAUUUUGGGAACUAUUGGAGCUGGAUUUUCUGUUGAAUUACUAGGCUCUUUCCAGGGGUUCUUGUUGUUCACAUCCCUUUUAUAUUUUUCUGCUGCUCUGUUCUGGAAUUUAUUUUCUACGGGAGAUAGAGUCAACUUUGAUGAAACCAACUAGAUCAUAUACAAUUGUGAUUAUUUAUCUAUUGCUACUUGGAUGUGAAGUGUAGUUUACAGAUGAAAACACGUUAUAAAUCUCAUGGUCAUAAUUCACAGUGAAAAAGGGUUACUCACGCCUAA
Diospyros lotus (date-plum) is the source of this 1774-nucleotide messenger RNA. Its product is annotated as probable anion transporter 4, chloroplastic. Lineage: Eukaryota; Viridiplantae; Streptophyta; Magnoliopsida; Ericales; Ebenaceae. The transcript has 8 exons. Gene Ontology annotation, biological process: transmembrane transport. The coding region runs from base 51 to 1652 and encodes 533 amino acids. The record is from RefSeq and is a predicted model, not a curated record. Gene Ontology annotation, cellular component: plastid. Gene Ontology annotation, molecular function: phosphate transmembrane transporter activity.